Messenger RNA from Lepus europaeus (European hare), 990 nucleotides. Its product is annotated as olfactory receptor 7E178-like. The transcript has a single exon. Gene Ontology annotation, molecular function: G protein-coupled receptor activity; olfactory receptor activity. The coding region runs from base 100 to 990 and encodes 296 amino acids. NCBI's taxonomy places the organism in Eukaryota, Metazoa, Chordata, Mammalia, Lagomorpha, Leporidae. The record is from RefSeq and is a predicted model, not a curated record. Gene Ontology annotation, cellular component: membrane. Gene Ontology annotation, biological process: G protein-coupled receptor signaling pathway.
GUUUAUCUGUUUCCUUUUACCAAUCAUAUUUUCCUUUACAACAGGAGUCCAGGAUGUUUUGAAACACAAAAUCUCACACAAGUCUCAGAAUUCCAUCUCAUGGGCUUCUCAGACGAUCCAGCCCUUCAGCCUCUCCUUUUUGUGCUGUUCCUGUCCAUGUACCUGGUCACGGUGCUCGGGAACCUGCUCAUCGCCCUGGUCAUCAGCUCAGAUUCCUACCUCCACACCCCCAUGUAUUUCUUCCUCUGCAACCUGUCCUUGGCUGAUGUGGGUUUCACCUCUACCACGGUUCCCAAGAUGAUUGUGGACAUCCACACUCACAGCACAGUCAUCUCCUAUGUGGGCUGCCUGACACAGAUGUCUCUCUUUAUUAUCUUUGGGUGCAUGGAUGACUUGCUUCUGACCGUGAUGGCCUAUGACAGGUUUGUUGCCAUUUGUCAUCCACUGCAUUACCAGGUCAUCAUGAACCCCUGCCGCUGCAGCUUCUUGGUUUCAGUGUCUUUUGUGGCCAGUAUUUUGGAAUCCCUGCUGCAGAACUUGAUGGUAUUAAGAACUACCUGCUUCAAGGAUGUUGACAUUUCCAAUUUCUUCUGUGAACCUUCCCAGCUUCUCACCCUUGCCUUCUCUGACACUUUCACUCAUGACAUAGCCAUAUAUUUUGUUGGCAUCAUAUAUGGUUUUCUCCCUAUCUCAGGGAUUCUCUACUCUUACUACAAAAUCAUUUCCUCCAUUCUGAGAGUCCCAUCAGCUGGUGGGAAGUACAAAGCCUUCUCCACCUGUGGCUCUCACAUGACUGUUGUAUGUUUAUUUUAUGGAACAUCCCUUGGGGUGUAUCUCAGUUCAGCAGCCUCACUUUCUUCCAGGAAGUGUGCAGUGGCCUCAGUGAUGUACACUGUGGUCAUCCCCCUGCUCAACCCCUUUAUCUACAGCCUGAGGAACAGGGACAUCAAGAGAGCCAUGUGGAGACUUCUCAGUCAGCAAGCUAUUUAG